AUGGCGUCCGCACCCUCUCAGCAGUACGCAUUCCGCGCGCAGAAAGCUCUCGGCCUUGUGGGCGGGACGCCCAACUACGAGCCUCUGGACCAUUUUCAGGCUCCCGAUGUACCUGCACGCACGUUCCAGUACAGUGCUGACGGUCGUCUGUUCGCGUACGCAGUGCCCUCCGGCGUACGCAUCUUUCAAGCCGAGAGCGCGCAACUGUUGCAAGAGUUGCCGCUGCCAAACAUCGUGGAGCUCAAGUUCUCGCCCCGUGGCACAUACCUUAGCACCUGGGAGCGACCGAUCAAGCUCGAGGAUGGUGCACAGCACAAGAACCUCCGCGUGUUCUCCGCGUCAACAGGCGAGGAGCUCGUCGCGUUCACGCAGAAGUCGCUGGAGGGCUGGGACUUGCAGUACACCCUUUCGGAGUCUCAUGCAGUCCGGCUGGUUGGGCAGGAGGUACAGGUGUUCCACCCGGCAAAUUGGGCCGCCGGUGUGGUCGACAAGCUCAAGGUGGAAGGUGCGACGUCGGUCGUGCUGAGCCCUGGGCUUAACCCUUCGGUGGCUGUUUUUGCCGCCGAAAAAAAGGGCGCACCCGCAAGCGUGAAGAUAUACAGCUUGACGGGUCUCGCCGGGCCUCCCACGUGUCAGAAGACGUUCUUCAAGGCUGAUAAGUCUACGAUCAAGUGGAACAACCUUGGUACGCAGGUGCUUGUGCUCACGCAGACGGAAGUCGAUCAAGCGAACAAGAGCUACUAUGGCGAGACUGGCGGCUUCUACCUGUUGAGUGCUGCGGGCAACUUUGACUGCCGCAUUACGCUCGACAAAGAAGGCCCCAUCCAUGACUUUGCAUGGAGCCCAAACUCCAAGGAGUUUGGCGUCAUCUACGGCUAUAUGCCGGCAAAGGCUAUGCUGUUCGAUCAACGUGCACGGUCGCUCCACGACUUCGGCACCGCGUUCACCAACUUCAUCUCCUUCAACCCUCAGGGGCGCCUCAUCGCCCUGGCUGGAUUUGGUAACCUCGCGGGCAAGGCAGACAUCUACGACCGCCGAUCACUCACCAGGGUCACGAGUAUCGAUGCCUCGAACUCUUCGCACUGUGAAUGGUCUCCAUGCGGGCGGUUCCUCCUCACUGCGACGCUCUCGCCUCGACUGCGGGUAGACAACGUCGUCAAGGUCUGGCACUGCACAGGCCCCUUGCUGCACGUCCAUCCUAUCGACGAGUUGUACCAGGCGUCGUGGAGGCCGAUACCAGUCGACGCGCUCCCACCCUUCCCCCAAGUGAUCCCUCCCUGUCCUGCUCCGGCGCCGAGUGUCGAGGCCCAUGCUGCUGUCGCAAAACCCGCCCCAGCGAGAGUCGCCGGUGCUUACCGUCCGCCCGGCGCGCGUGGACUGGAGGCGAGCUUAGUGUAUAGCCGCGACGAAUCAGGCUCGGCGAGUCCUGGUGCGCCGUCUACGCCAAACGGCCGGUACAGCCGCAGUCCAGCGCCCGGGCGCAUCAAAGGCAAUGGUCGCAGACACGUACCAGGCGCGCCGACCUCACCCUCGCCUAUUCGCAGUCCUCCUGCAGACUCAGAGAAGCGCGGGCGGAAGAAGAAAGGGAAGAAGGAUGCUGCUGCGGGGGCAGCGGCAACGGCAAAUGGCGCGGAGUCACCGCGGCCGUCUAUUGAGAUUCAGGUAAAUGGUACAACAAAUGGAGCUGCGAGCCCUGUCAAUGAGUCGGUGCCGCCUACUCCGGGUCUUGACGCAAAUGGAUUGGACCCGAUGGCGAAGAAGGUCCGUAACCUGAACAAAAAGCUGAAGGCCAUUGAGGAGUUGAAGGAGAAGCAGAAGAAGGGCGAGCGGUUGGAGGCGACGCAGCUGAAGAAGAUUGAGACGGAGGCAGAAAUCCGGAAGGAGCUUACAGGCUUGGAUGUCACCUCAUAG
Fomitopsis serialis is the source of this 1911-nucleotide messenger RNA. Its product is annotated as eukaryotic translation initiation factor eIF2A-domain-containing protein. The record is from RefSeq and is a predicted model, not a curated record. Gene Ontology annotation, molecular function: translation initiation factor activity; mRNA binding; protein binding. The transcript has 5 exons. Lineage: Eukaryota; Fungi; Basidiomycota; Agaricomycetes; Polyporales; Fomitopsidaceae. Bases 1 to 1911 code for a protein of 636 amino acids. Gene Ontology annotation, cellular component: cytosolic small ribosomal subunit. Gene Ontology annotation, biological process: translational initiation.